AUGACCAAGCUUAGACCUGUACAAGGGGACUCUGUAGCCAUCAGGAUUAUCACAUGGCGGGGAGCAUACAUGCAGCACCAGGCAAUGCUUAAAUCUCCCAAAGUUCAGAAACAUAAUGUGCUUUCUUUUUCCUCAUAGGUCCUGUACAAUUUGUUCAAGUCUUUCUGCCAGAUGCGCACAAUUAAGGUUAUUGACAUAUUCGCUGGGAUUGCUAACUUCUUUAUAGUGGGGAUCGGUGGAGUAUUGAUUGGAAUCCUUUUGGGAUUUGUAGCAGCCUUUACCACCCGUUUCACCCAUAAAAUCCGAGUGAUUGAGCCACUCUUUGUCUUCCUGUACAGUUACUUGUCAUACAUAACAGCUGAAAUGUUUCAUCUCUCGGGCAUCAUGGCCAUUACAGCUUGUGCCAUGACCAUGAAUAAAUACGUGGAGGAAAAUGUUUCUCAAAAAUCCUAUACGACAAUAAAGUAUUUCAUGAAGAUGCUCAGCAGUGUCAGUGAGACCUUAAUCUUCAUCUUCAUGGGAGUGUCGACAGUUGGGAAGAACCAUGAGUGGAACUGGGCCUUCGUUAGCUUCACCCUCCUUUUCUGUUUAAUCUGGAGGGCACUGGGUGUUUUUGUUCUGACUCAGAUCAUUAAUGUGUUCCGGACAAUUCCUCUCACUUUCAAGGACCAGUUUAUUAUCGCCUAUGGAGGCCUCCGAGGAGCUAUUUGUUUUUCACUUGUAUUUCUGCUUCCUCCUGCUGUGUUUCCCAGGAAGAAAUUGUUCAUCACUGCUGUUAUCGUGGUGAUAUUCUUUACCGUUUUCAUUCAGGGAAUAACAAUUCGCCCACUGGUGGAGUUUCUUGACGUCAAAAGGUCAAAUAAAAAGCAGCCUGCUGUCAGUGAAGAAAUUUAUAACAGGUUCUUUGACCACGUGAAGACUGGAAUUGAAGAUGUGUGUGGACACUGGGGUCACAACUUUUGGAGAGAUAAGUUUAAAAAGUUUGACAAUAAAUACCUGCGAAGACUUUUAAUCCGGGAGAACCAGCCCAAAUCCAGCAUUGUUUCUUUAUACAAGAAGCUGGAAAUCAAACACGCCAUUGAGAUGGCAGAGAGCGGAAUGAUAAGCAAGGUCCCAUCGUCGGUGUCUCUCAGUGAAUAUCAUGAAGGAAAGAUAAAGCCGCUUUCUCCCACUGAAAUGGAAAAUAUGCGGGAAAUAUUAACAAAGAAUCUCUACCAAAUACGACAUCGAACAAUGUCAUAUAACCGACAUAGCCUGGCUGCAGAUGCAAGUGAAAAGCAGGCCAAAGAAAUUCUGAUCCGUCGCCGGCACAGCCUUAGGGAAAGCCUGAGGAAAACGAACAGCCUGUCAAGAGAAAGACCGGCUGCUGCAAAUACAAAACGAUUCCUUUCACUUCCUAAAAACACUAAACUCCCAGAGAAACUACGAGUGAGAAAUAAAUCAUCUUCCAAAGUGGGUGACAGCAGUGACUCUGAGAUGGAUGCCACUACCACAGUGCUCAAUCUAAGACCCAGAGCAGGGAAAAUCUUGAGAGACCAGAGACUGAGACAGCAGAGGCCACUGCCUGAGUUUCGAGUGGAGUGGAAGAACGAGGUUGACGGGAGCCAGGACCGACGAGGAGAGCAGCAGGAGCCAAGCGCUUUGCCUCAGCCAUCCGUUGGGUUCAGGCAGCCGCUGCUGACGAGACCAAGAUUUGGCACUUUGAGCAGGGAAGAUUUGACUGCAGACCACGGGUCAGCAAGACCUACGCCACCACCACGGCUGGUUAGGCAGGCAUCGCAAGGGGAAAGGCAGAGAAAUAAGCCUGAGAACCAGACGUACUGAACAUAGCAAAAAGAGAACUAUUGGUAAUAAACCGUGGACGUAUCAAGUUAGAAUUCUAAACUAUCUGACCAGGCUAUGGGAUCCAUUAAAAAAAAAAGAAAAAAACAAGCCUUAAUGUGGAUCUAACCACUUCCAUUUGGGUAAAGUCAAUGCCAUUAACUAAGUGAAAGGAAUACUGGAGCAAUUGCAAAGCUGAAGACAUUAAAAAAAAAAAU
This is a messenger RNA of Cariama cristata (Red-legged seriema), 2039 nucleotides long. It is a transcript of the gene SLC9A2, whose product is annotated as solute carrier family 9, subfamily A (NHE2, cation proton antiporter 2), member 2. The record is from RefSeq and is a predicted model, not a curated record. The transcript is spliced from 11 exons. Gene Ontology annotation, biological process: sodium ion transport; proton transmembrane transport; regulation of pH. Gene Ontology annotation, cellular component: membrane. Lineage: Eukaryota; Metazoa; Chordata; Aves; Cariamiformes; Cariamidae. Gene Ontology annotation, molecular function: sodium:proton antiporter activity.